Messenger RNA from Chelmon rostratus (copperband butterflyfish), 1999 nucleotides. It is a transcript of the gene fktn, whose product is annotated as fukutin. Gene Ontology annotation, cellular component: Golgi membrane. NCBI's taxonomy places the organism in Eukaryota, Metazoa, Chordata, Actinopteri, Chaetodontiformes, Chaetodontidae. The record is from RefSeq and is a predicted model, not a curated record. The transcript has 10 exons. The coding region runs from base 138 to 1511 and encodes 457 amino acids.
UGUCGUUUUAAAAAUGGCGGCGCUUCUUGGCAGCUCGGUGUUUUUCGCGCCGUCGCGUGGUGUUGCCGCCGUUAGUCCGCAGCAGAAAGCUUCGGUUUAGACGUGAUGAGGUGCAGGUUACCGCGCACGGUUACCGGAUGCCUCGUGUGAACCGGACGGCCGUUUUGUCACUGCUGAUCGUCAGCAGCUCAGUGUUCCUGCUGUUCCAGUUGUAUUACUACAGGAAGUACGUCAGCAAGCCUGGCCCUCACAUCCUGAGCCGGACAGGUCACCUGACUGCCAAUGACGUCCAAUGGCAAACGGUGAAAAAGUUUCUGGCAUUAGCUCAGCGCUUCAGGUUGCCACUGUUCCUCGCUGACACCACUGCACUGACGCUGCUCUCCCAGGAUGCUUUGCGGCAGCGUGACCGACUGGUACGUGAGCCACACUGCAGCUUCCUGUGCACUGGCCGGCCAGUCACGUCCUUCGCUCUGCACGCCAACCUGUGGAAAUAUGACCCUGGCUUCCUAUUGGCUGCAGAGCAGAAAGGAUUCGAUCUGCUGGAGCUGCGAGGAGAGGACCCGCGACUAGCCAGUCUGGACACCUUAUCAGGACAGGAGAUCCCCCUGCACUUCCUGUUCCGCCUCCAUGGUUACAUCAUCCAGCUGGUGUUCCUGUACGAGCGGAGCGGGAACUACCUGUGGCACGGAGCGUUACGCCUCAAAGCCAACAUGGAUCGAAGCUUCGCUCCCUUCAAACAGCUCGACUAUGGACACCAUGCAGGAGCUUACGACAGGCCGGAGCUGGUCCUGACGGUCCUGGACGGCCUCGAUGUUCAAAUCCCACGCAACGUUUCCCGCUUUCUGUCUGAGCAUCGACACGCCCACUUCCUGGAGUGCCGUUACCAUGAUGCCCGCAACUUUCUGCAGCUCUACCCUGAUGACUCGUCUCCGGAGGCCGUGGAUUUUCGGAGGAAAGCGAAGUCGUUGCUUCAUUUGGCCGCUCGAACCCUCACUCACCUGGAUGUCCCCUUCUGGCUCAGUAGCGGCACCUGUCUGGGCUGGUUCAGGCAGUGCAGUAUUAUCUCCUACAGUCACGAUGUCGAUAUCGGGAUUUUCAUCGUAGACUUCAGGCCGGACAUCGUCACGGCGUUCAGGGACGCGGGCCUGUCACUCAAACACAAGUUUGGAAAGGUGGAGGACAGUCUGGAACUUUCCUUUCUGAGUGAUGACGUCAAACUGGACGUUUUCUUUUUCUACCAGGAGGGGGAUGUUGUUUGGAACGGAGGAACGCAGGCAAAGAGCGGCAGGAAGUUCAAGUACAUCUUCCCGCUGUUCUCGCUCUGCUGGGCGGAGCUUCUGGAGCUCAAAGUUCGCGUUCCGUGCGAAACGCUGGACUACGUGAAAGCGAACUACGGCGCCACGUGGAGCGUCCCGGUGAGGAGCUGGGACUGGAAGUCGUCGCCUAGCAACGUGCAGGAAAAUGGGGUGUGGCCUCCAGCGGAGUGGGCGGAGCUUAUCCAGGUUUAUUGAGAGGAAACAAAACGAAGGAAACACUGAAACUACGAAUAAAGAAGAAAGAAAAAAAAAAAGACGUUUGGCUGAUUUGUUUUUUCACGUGAGAAUCUGAAAACUUUCUGCAGACGAGCGCAUGAUGUCAGUCACAUGAUGUCAGUCACAUGAUAAUAAUAGACUGUAGAAAACUUCAUGAAAGAGCUCAUUGUAACAUACAGUACAUGUACUACAUGUUAUUUAAUCAGUCUCUGUAUGUUUCCCUUCAUAAUAAAAGCUGAAUGUGUUCAUGUUUAUUAAAACCCUGCAUUAUUCCACCUUUAGACUGCACUCAGGUCAGUUGAACUGAUACUGAAUGUACAUGAAUUGUUUCUACAGCAGGAAGACAGAUUUUAAACGUGAUGAUUUGCAUUUGUUUGACCCUGUUUUCAAUGAUCCAUCCGACAAUAACCGUUUUAGACGUAGACGUGUCAAUAGUUAAAUACAUCUACUGAAACUUUAUUUCUACU